Messenger RNA from Rhodamnia argentea, 627 nucleotides. RefSeq lists its product as uncharacterized. The coding region runs from base 1 to 627 and encodes 208 amino acids. NCBI's taxonomy places the organism in Eukaryota, Viridiplantae, Streptophyta, Magnoliopsida, Myrtales, Myrtaceae. The transcript has a single exon. The record is from RefSeq and is a predicted model, not a curated record.
AUGUCCGCCGCAAAGUCGAGAAGUUCUUGUUCGUUCCCGAAUCUCCUGCUCUCUUGCUUCAACUUCCUUCUCUUCAUCCUCUCCGCGGCAUCUUUCGCCCCGGUGAUCCUCCUCAGAACGCCCCCGACUUCGCUCGGCCUCGCCUUCCUCGUGAUUUCGUCCAUGUCGCUCGUCUCCUCUUUUGCCGGCUUCUUCUCCCAGCUCACCCGCUUCUGUUUCGUGACCCACGUCUCGAUCCUCCUCGCCUCGCUGUCCGGUCUGGCGCUCGGGGUCCUGGCGCUGUUUGCCAAAGAAAGGUCGAGCCUUUCGCUGCUGAGGUCGCGGAGAGACCCGAAAGAGGCUAAGGUCCUGGUGAGGCUGGAGUGCGGGGUUCUGAUGGCGAUGCUGCUGAUGGAGUUGGCGGUGCUGGUGCUGACGUGCGCCCUGCACAGUCGCUGGGUGCGGGAGUACGAAGGGCUGGGCGCGGAGCGGGACGAGGUGGAGAAGAAGCGGAGCAUGAGGAUGGCGAGAGUCCAGGAGGAAUCGAUGGCGAACGCGGCUAAGAUCGCGGAUGUCAAAGCCAAAGAGUUGGAUGAGAGGAUGAGGUGCAAGUACGGGCAGUGGAUGAAGACCGAUUUCGGAGGCUGA